Messenger RNA from Oryza brachyantha (malo sina), 1117 nucleotides. RefSeq lists its product as uncharacterized. Bases 67 to 456 code for a protein of 129 amino acids. The record is from RefSeq and is a predicted model, not a curated record. NCBI's taxonomy places the organism in Eukaryota, Viridiplantae, Streptophyta, Magnoliopsida, Poales, Poaceae. The transcript has a single exon.
AUUAAUUAGCUCUCAGCUGAGUGUCAAAUUGUUCGCAUAAGUAAUAAGCAAGUAUAUCGAUCGAUCAUGUCGUCGUGGCUGCACUACUCUGACAGGCGGCGGCUGCUCUCCUCCGCCUCGCUCCCGCCGGCACGCCUGCUCGUCUUCUUCGCCAUCGUCGUCUUCUUCCUCUCCGUCUCCUCCUACGUCGACUACAAGGCCGUCGAGCGCCGUGCCGAGAUCGGCGUCCGCGUCUUCGCCGCGCCGCUCGCCGCCGUCUCCGUCUUCGUCCUUUUCCUCGUCCUCCAGCACCGACGCCGCUACUGGACGCUGCCCCAUGCGGCGGCGCCGGCCGUGCACCAGCCGACGCCGUGGGCGGUGGCGCUGCUGGUGGCGGUGCUGCUGCUCAUGCUGUCGUUCCAAUCCUCCGUCCAUUCCAUCUGGUUCAGGCCUCUCUGGGAUUCUGAUUACUACUAGCUCCUCUGCCCCUCUCUCUCUCUCUACCUGCACUGCAUAUGCUUAAUUAUUUUCAUCUACUUAUAUUAAUCCAUCUACCUAUAUAUACAUGUACUAUAUAUACGUGCCGUCUUAGUUUGAUCUCCCAUAGAUAAUGUGUUAUACAGUUACACAUAUAUAUAGCGUAUGAUACUCAUGUACAUGCUAAAGUUAAUUACUGGGACUUAAUACACUAGCAGGAUUUGGAUUUCUCUAGUUCUUGCAUGCUGCUUCUAUAUGUUAAGGUCAGGCAGUUUUUGCUUUAUGUCAGUACACUUACUACUUCAAUAGAAUUUGUAUUUUGUACUGCAAACUGUUCAGAGACAUCUUUUACAGCCCCAAAGCCACAACUUUCUAGAGAAGAUGUAAACCUCGCAAAAUUAGAUGGAUGAUACUACGUAUGUGGAAUUCGCUUCAGAGACAUCUUACAACGGAAAUUCGCUUCGAGCAAUGGACAGAUUUUUGAAAUAGUGGGUUUGUUAGCUCAUAAUAUAAUUACAGUUAAUAUGACCAUGCGAUAAAAUGGAUGUUCUCAAUUGUUUCUUUAUUCUGAAAUGUAGUUAUUUUUCCUGCAAUACAUCAUGCUGUUGGAACGAAAUUGUUUUGAAAAAGUGUGCUGUUCUUGCGGACAACGGAAAUUGAG